AUGCUACAGUUUCUUUAUACUGGAGACUACACAGUUGAAGACAAUACGACCAAAGUACAAAUUUCACCAAGCGAUAGCGAUAAAAUACCGGAACUAGAUACAUGGCAUUCGGAAGCGGCUUUGCGACUCUCCCAAAGAGACCAAAAUGAAGUGGAGAACCUUUCGGCUGAAGAACAUGCCGUUGACCAAAUUGCAAUGUCACUGUCAAAUGAACUUGCAGCGAGCCUUACGGACGAAUGCUCAGUGAACAAAAAGACUUCAGUAGCUGACGAGGGCCCUCUAACAGGCUCCAGCGAGCAAAUGGAUGCUAUCGACGAAUCAUUCGCUGAUUGCCACCCAUGCUACUUUCAUCUCCGUAUGUAUGGAGAAGCGGAUUACUUCUUGAUCAAAGAUCUGAAGAUCAAAGCAGCAGAGAACUUUCGAGAUUCAUUUGAAAAUUGCUCCGAAAAGCAGAUCUUGGCGCUGGUCAUCAAGGAACUCUAUUCAACAAAUGCCGACUACCGAGAUAUUAGGAAGUCAGUAAUAGAACUGAUUGUGAAAAACUUGCGAAAACUUCAUGGAGGGCUGACCCCGGGGAUUGAUUAUGACCUCUUGAGAGCGUAUCCAGCGUUUGCUGCUGAAUUAUGCAUAGCGACCAUGGAAAAGUAUUUGGGUGUGUUGUCCAGCCUCAGACAGGCGCUACCCCUUUCCACGGUUGAAUACAAGCCAUUUGAAUUCAAAAACUUCGAAUACCCAUGGGGCAUAGGAGAACAUGGGGAAAGUGGAGAAAGUGGGGCCGAAUGA
Messenger RNA from Penicillium brevicompactum, 783 nucleotides. RefSeq lists its product as uncharacterized. The transcript has a single exon. Lineage: Eukaryota; Fungi; Ascomycota; Eurotiomycetes; Eurotiales; Aspergillaceae. The record is from RefSeq and is a predicted model, not a curated record. Bases 1 to 783 code for a protein of 260 amino acids.